AUGAUCCGUUCAAGAAUUUCAUUUGGCAGCAUGACCUCUUCAGGAAAAGGAAAAGCUCUCACAUAUAUGCACAAUCGACAGAAAGCAUCCAAGGGUAUUAUAAGCGAUCGUGAGAUCCGAUUCAAGUGUUUUUCAACAAACACAAUUCUUGAUGUUCUCCGAGCUAGGCCUGGAUGGCAGGAAGUGCAGGGAGAUGGAGAGUGGGAUUUUUUCUGGUGCGACAGAGAAUGGCUGCAUACAAAUUAUGACACCAUGUUUCUUCAUGAACAUCAAAAAAUCCUCCAUUUUCGGAAUCAUUAUGAGCUGACUCGCAAAAACCUCAUGGUGAAAAACCUGAAGCGGCUUCGCAAGCAGGUAGAGAGAGAUCAGGGCAAGACUGAGGCCAAUAUGUUUGAUUUUUACCCCUCUACAUAUGAGCUACCAUCAGAGUACCAUAUUUUUGUGGAGGAGUUCAAGCGCAGUCCAGGAAUGAUCUGGAUCAUGAAACCUGCAGCUAAGUCUCAAGGUCGGGGAAUUUUCCUUUUCCGUAAGCUCAAGGAAAUCACGGAUUGGAGAAAGGGAGAGUAUCAGCCAUUGUGUGAUCCAAACAUUGCCAAAGAUCUGCCAGAAACAUAUGUGGUGCAAAGAUACAUUGACAACCCAUAUCUCAUUGGUGGUCGCAAGUUUGACAUACGUAUCUAUGUCUUGGUGGUAUCAUACAACCCCUUGAAGGUCUGGUUAUAUAGAGGUGGUUUUGCCAGAUUUUCAAAUACGCGGUUCUCCCUGGACUCAAUUGAAGACACCUAUAUCCAUCUGACAAACGUUGCUGUUCAGAAAACAUCCCCAGAUUAUGAUCCAGAGAAAGGAUGCAAAUGGUCGGCUCAACAACUUCGGAAGUAUCUGGUGGGAAAACAUGGUUUGCAAAUAGUGAAGCAGUUGGCCGCAGCGAUAGACAACAUCAUCAUCAAGAGCCUGCAGAGUGUCCAGAAGAUCAUCAUCAAUGACAAGCACUGUUUUGAGAUGUACGGCUAUGACAUUCUCCUGGACGAACAGCUCAAGCCAUGGCUGAUAGAAAUUAACGCAUCGCCUUCACUGACAGCUAGUGGGAAGGAAGAUUAUGAGCUAAAGUUUGGCUUGCUCAAUGACGUGCUGAAUGUACUUGAUCUAGAAAACAG
Messenger RNA from Candidula unifasciata, 1154 nucleotides. The record is from the annotation of a GenBank genome assembly. NCBI's taxonomy places the organism in Eukaryota, Metazoa, Mollusca, Gastropoda, Stylommatophora, Geomitridae.